Notolabrus celidotus (New Zealand spotty) is the source of this 813-nucleotide messenger RNA. Its product is annotated as proteasome activator complex subunit 1-like. Gene Ontology annotation, cellular component: proteasome activator complex; nucleoplasm; cytoplasm. The record is from RefSeq and is a predicted model, not a curated record. The coding region runs from base 1 to 672 and encodes 223 amino acids. Lineage: Eukaryota; Metazoa; Chordata; Actinopteri; Labriformes; Labridae. Gene Ontology annotation, molecular function: endopeptidase activator activity. Gene Ontology annotation, biological process: regulation of proteasomal protein catabolic process; regulation of G1/S transition of mitotic cell cycle; positive regulation of endopeptidase activity. The transcript has 5 exons.
AUGACGUGCACCAAAUACUGCCAGGACCAGGAACUGAUCCUGCGACCAUCCCGACAGUUUAAAGCUCCAGUGAACACUUCCCCACUCGAACACGACCUCAGAUUAUCGUCUCAGACAAGAGAGGAGGCAAAACGAAAGAAGAAAGAGGAGAAGGAGGCGAAGGAGGGGAAGAAAGACAAAGACGGGGACAAAGAUAAAGAGGAAGAAGACUCAGGACCUCCCUGUGGUCCCAUCUGCAGCAACGAGCGAGUGGAGAGUCUGCUGCAUGAGGUCAAGCCCCAGAUCCAGACCCUGAAAGAGAAGCUUAACACGGUGUCCAUGUGGGUCCAGCUCCAGAUCCCUAAAAUUGAAGAUGGUAAUAACUUUGGAGUGGCUGUGCAGGAGAAAGUGUCCGAGCUGCUGACCAACACACGCACUAAGAUCGAGGCGUUCCAGACUCAGAUUUCAAAGUACUAUAGUGAGAGAGGUGAUGCUGUGGCCAAAGCUGCCAAGCAGUCCCACGUGGGAGACUACAGACAGCUGGUUCACGAGCUGGACCACUAUCAGUACUGGGAGCUUCGCCUUGUGGUGCUGGACAUCCGCAACACAUACGCGGUGCUGUUUGACAUCAUCACCAAGAACUACGACAAGAUUAAGAAGCCCAGAGGAGACGGCAAGGCUCUGAUCUACUGAGACUCAGUCCAGCAGGCUCACAGACACAACCAGUGUCGAGUAGCUCUCUGAUGUAACAAUACACCAAUUUAACAAAAUGCCUUCUCUUUCAUACCGUGCAUUCAGUUUGGUUCAAAUUACAAAAUAAAACAUGAUUCCAUC